UUUAUACUACUUCCCGAUGUCUUUGCGAUACCUCACCUCGAAACUUGCCCAGCAAAUCGACGAGGAGCUCAUGGGCUCCGUCGGCCACUUCAGCAUUGAUCAGCUGAUGGAGCUCGCUGGGUUGGCUUGCGCGCAGACUCUUGCGACGGUGUACAACAAGGAGAGGUACCCGCGCGUGCUCGUGUGCUGUGGUCCAGGAAACCAAGGAGGGGAUGGGUUGGUUGCUGCGCGACAUCUCGGCCUAUUCGGGUACAAGCCAACGAUCUGGAUGCCGAAGCCGGGAUCGAAGGAUAUCUACCAGCGCCUCAAAGUCCAAUGUGACAACAUGCGCAUCCCUGCUCUCGAGCCCUCACAGGACGUGCAGUCGCUCAAAGAAGCACUCUCGUCCUCGGACGUCAUUCUCGACGCGAUCUUCGGCUUCUCUUUCAAACCGCCCGCACGCCCGCCGUUCGACGCAGCGCUGCCCCUCCUGACGCAGUCUGGGCUGCCGAUUGUGUCGGUGGACGUGCCGAGCGGGUGGAACGUUGACGAGGGCAAGAUCGACGAGCACGCGCUGGAGCCGGACGUACUCGUGAGCUUGACAGCGCCGAAGGAGGGGGUGAGGAACUACAAGGGGAGGCACUUCCUUGGAGGGCGUUUCGUGCCAAAGAUCCUGGAGGAGAAAUACCAGCUCAACCUGCCUGAGUACCCUGGCAUCUCGCAGAUCGUCGAGCUGCCUAGAGCGGAAAAGUUGUGAAUCUCAACGUAAAUGCAAGACGUGUAACGAUCAGAAUAAAGUGUGAACCACUUUAUAGUGUCGAAUUGAUGUACUUGAGUGGGAACGCUUUGGAUUUCUGUACAUCUAAAUCUACCGUGGUCCCUAAAAUACAAGUAUCCUAGGGCAUGUCUAGUAGAUUUCGAUUACCACCUUUACAGUG
Dichomitus squalens LYAD-421 SS1 is the source of this 917-nucleotide messenger RNA. Its product is annotated as YjeF N-terminal domain-like protein. Gene Ontology annotation, molecular function: NAD(P)HX epimerase activity. The coding region runs from base 17 to 736 and encodes 239 amino acids. NCBI's taxonomy places the organism in Eukaryota, Fungi, Basidiomycota, Agaricomycetes, Polyporales, Polyporaceae. Gene Ontology annotation, cellular component: mitochondrion. The transcript has 7 exons. The record is from RefSeq and is a predicted model, not a curated record.